This is a messenger RNA of Panicum virgatum (switchgrass), 808 nucleotides long. RefSeq lists its product as uncharacterized. The transcript has a single exon. The coding region runs from base 137 to 559 and encodes 140 amino acids. NCBI's taxonomy places the organism in Eukaryota, Viridiplantae, Streptophyta, Magnoliopsida, Poales, Poaceae. The record is from RefSeq and is a predicted model, not a curated record.
GGUUCUAUGUUUAUUACACCGCCAUGCCUCGAACGCGCCGUCACUUGCACCGCCCACGCGUAUCGCCACGGCGAGACAGUUUCUCUCCCGUUUCCUCUGCCUCGUCCCCACCUCCUCCCCUCGCCAGCGGCCGGCCAUGGCGGACGACGCCUCGCCGAGCGGGCGCGGCGGCAGGCGUUGCGCUACGCCCACGCGCGUCGACCUCCUGGCCCUCCUCCUCGCCGCGACGCUCUGCUCCGCGUCCUACUGCCUGGGGGUAUGGCACAACAGCCGCGGCGCCGCGGACGGCAGGGUCCUGGCUCUGAGCCCGGCCGCGGCCGUCGCUGUCGGCGCAGCGUCGUCGUGCGGGGGAGACUCCGACGGGCCGCUCGACUUCGAGGCGCGCCACGCCGCCGAGGACGCCGGGCUAUCCGUGUCGGCGACGGCGGCGAGCACGAGGGCACGGCGGGCGCUGCGCGGCGCCGCGCCCGGCAGAACGGGGCGCCGCGGCGUGGCUUCGGCGGCGCGCGUCGGCGGCAGCGGCCUCCGGUCCGCGGACGCUGGCGCCGUCGGCGGGUAGGUCGACGCCGUGCGUCCUGCAGGGCGCCGGGGCCCCGGCGCGCGCCGCUCUGGACGUCGGGCGGUCGGAGCCGCUCUCGGGUCCUGUCGACCCGGACGUAUGGUCGUCUGUUCUGUUCAGGGGGUUGUGAAUUUACAUUCGAGUUCCUUUUGAUGUGCUGUUUAUAGUUUGAUUUAAUCUUGGGGGUCUGUAAGAAAAUUUCCCUUGCGGUUGCAGCGAUAGAGACUCGUUGGAAUUUAGUUGAUCUAA